Fusarium redolens is the source of this 2165-nucleotide messenger RNA. RefSeq lists its product as uncharacterized. Lineage: Eukaryota; Fungi; Ascomycota; Sordariomycetes; Hypocreales; Nectriaceae. Bases 1 to 1914 code for a protein of 637 amino acids. Gene Ontology annotation, molecular function: protein binding. The transcript is spliced from 5 exons. The record is from RefSeq and is a predicted model, not a curated record.
AUGCGCGAGUCAAGAAGGGUCACCCAAACGCUGUGGGAAGAUGGUUGGGGGCUUUUUAUCGCUCGCUUGCCACUCGUCGUCGAUGAAAUAGAACGAUUGAUGCAGGUAGAGCCCAAAGCAGAUGCACUCGUAUCGGCUCAUGUCGCCAAGAUACUGGGUGACGUUGCUAUUAUAGCACAGUGUCUGAAACAACUGGAGCUGUACCAACCAUGGGCCGCCCAAUUUGACCAGUACAUUCAAUCUAAUAUUGAAUUAUACGGAAGCAUAUGGACUGAACUUCGGGGUAACUUUAAGCAAUUGCAUGAGGCCUUACUGCGAAAGGAGUUUGAUGAAGCAGCCAGACUCGCAGAGCCAUCUGGUGGCAAAUUUACCUAUCCGUAUAGCAAACGCCGUACCAGAGACGUCACAAACUUUGAAAACACGGCUGUUUACAACCUGUUUUGCCAGCAACGUACCCUGCGAAGGACGGUUGAGUGGCUCGAACCUGCAAAGACUGACUCAAAGGCCGAGCCUAUUGUGGAUAAAGAUUUGUCGGAACUCAACAGACCUCUUUCGAAGCUAUUUCUGGACGAACCUGCCCAAGACCCUAAGAAGGUCAAGCCUGAAGCCAAGUCGAAGACAAAGGUCAAGACCAAGGGUGAUCCGACGGAGCCUGCUACCGAGGAGGUGACCCCGCCGGCUGAUGAAGCAGAACCGGCAACUGAAGAGACCCAGCCAACAUUUGCUGUUGAUGCCAAAGCGCUCAAGGUAUUCCGUACUUUGUUCUUCGAUCCUGAAGUAACAACGAGUCCUGGCUUGAUUCCGUGGAACCACUUCCUCUAUACGAUGGCGUCGACUAGCUUUAAGAUUGAGAAGCUAUAUGGUUCGGUCUGGCAGUUUACUCCGACUACGCUGGAUGUUGAGCGGGGUAUCCAUUUCCAUGAACUGCAUCCGAUGAGCAAGAUUCCUUCUGAGACCGCUAGGCGACAUGGACGACGAUUGCCGAGGACACUCAAUGAAAGCGAAAACUCUUACUACGCGAUGGAGCGAGCAAAAUGUUUAUAUAUAAUGAAGGAGACGGCUGAUGGGCACGGCCUAUUUGCCAGAGAGCUCAUCAAAUCUGGGACGCGCAUCAUUCACGAGAAACCAAUCUUGACAGUUUCACAAGCUGAGACGAAGACGAAGACUGAGUACAGAUGUGUCAUCGAUCAGGUCGUGGAUUUGAGUGACUCAGAGAGACACCGAUUGAUGAAUCUGUAUCACAACGAUAAAAAGCUGCGCGAAUUCUCAUUCCUCCAGGGCCAACCAUGUCCUGAGACAGAUCUCGAUGCUGGCCUUGUCUUGGCUAAGUUCUACACAAACGCCGCGAACAUCACAUCCGGAGGUCUCGAGUGUGGCUUAUUCACCACUUUCUGUCGCAUGAAUCACUCAUGUACGCCAAACAUCUGUUGGGUGUAUGAUGAGCCAACGGGUUUCAUGGAAGUAUACGCAGUGAGGGAUAUUGACAAAGACGAGGAGAUCACCAACUCAUACAUCGAAGUCGCAACUUCCCAUCAGGUCAGGAUAAGGGAGCUCUCAAAUUGGGGCUUUACUUGUCGAUGCGCUGCAUGUGAAGGGCCUGAUGCUGCUAAGCACGAUGAGCGAAGGCGCAGGAUUACUCAGAUCAAGGGAAUUCUCGACAUCUAUCAGGAUGCAGGAAAAACGGGCGAUGCACCGAAGUUCGCCGAGAUUCCAAAGACAGAUCUGGAAGCAUUGAAGCUCGGCGAAGAAAGCCUCGCGCUGUUAUCGGAAGAAGGGCUCGUCGAGCAAUUGGGUGUUAUGUAUGGGUUGUGUGCAAAGUUUGCCAAGGGCGCUGGGCUACGUGACUUCGCAGAAGAUUAUGAGGAGAUGGAGUUUGAGAUAUUGGUGAUAACGACUGGAGAGUAUGUCGAGUAAUGAACAACUUCCUGGGGGACCAAGCAUAGUAGAAAGUUUAAGUCAUAUUCUCUGGAGUUGCGAAGUCUGAAAAGGCUUGCUACCCACAUAAUAGUUCGAAGGAGAGUUCCCAAAGCAUUGCAUCGAGCGUUCUUUCCUGAGGGUCUUUCCUUGGCACUGGAGACCAAGUCUCUUCAUAGCCUCACGUCAUUGCGUGUUAUGUGCCGUGGUGAGGAACAAUUCAUGACACUAUCAUACUAUAAAAGUCUAUA